AUGAGCUCCGCCCGUAAUACGAACCCUUUUGGGUGGCUAAGCAGUCACACCAACCCAGUAUGUGAUGAUGUAACUAAGGUCGAAGCCAGGAAGCAGAUCCUUCGUAAGGAGGGAAGAUGCUUGAAACGAAACCACAUGAGUCGAGAGUAUCGGUCCAGCAUCAGCUGUAGUCAAUGUAACGGGAAACAUCACACCACCAUUUGUGAUCGGGCUACGCAAGACAAUAAGACCCCUACUCAAACUCAAGGAAAGUCCCAAUCAUUGGUCCAGAUGCAUGAGGACCAAGUCAGAGCCAGGAUUAUACUAGAUGGUGGGAGCCAGCGCUCCUAUGUUAAUAACCAGUUAAGGAGUUCGCUCAACCUCAAGAAGGUACAUACCAAUACAGUCCCAAUUAAGACCUUUGGGUCAUCAGGUGAAAGCACUCAAGUCUGUGCAGUCGUUGAAUUGAAGAUUGGGACUAAGCAGGGUGAGCCAGUCGUAAUAACUGCCAUCUCGGUACCACUCAUUUGUGAACCCAUUUGUGGACAGCCAAUUGAAUAUGCCCAAAAAGUGUUUGGAUACUUGUCAAAGUUGGAAUUGGCAGACACCCCGGAGGACACAGGUUCUUCAACAGUUGAUAUGUUAAUAGGAUCCGACUAUUAUUGGAGGUUUGUCACAGAAAGAGUAUGUUGUGGGACAAAUGGCCCAGUAGCAAUUCACACUAAGCUGGGGUGGGUACACUCUGGUCCAAUAACUGUUUCCAGUCAAGGGAGGACCUCAGUAAAUCUAGUUGCAUCUACACACGUACUCAGAGUUGAUAGGGAAUCACCUCCUUCUCACCAGUUAGAAGCUCAGCUAAAUAAGAUCUGGGACCUAGAGUCAUUGGAGACUCAUCCCGAUUUACCAGAUAAUUAUGAUCUCAGCUGUAAACGACUUCAUGGAUUACUUGAGCGUCUCAGGAAGAAUCCUGAGUUACUAACAGAAUAUAACAAGGUUAUUCAAGAGCAGUUGAGUCAUGGAAUUGUUGAGCUGGCAUCAGAGCUACCAGUGGGAGGAAAGAUACAUUACCUUCCACACCACGCAGUCAUACGAAGAGACAAGGAGACUACCAAGGUCUGCGUGGCAUACGACGCCUCAGCCCAGUCCAGGAAUAAACCAUCCUUGAAUCAUUGUCUUUAUAAGGGACCACCGUUUGGUCAAGCUAUUUUUGAUAUCCUCCGAUUUAGAGUUCACCAAACAGCAAUUGCUGGUGACAUCAAAAAGGCAUUUUUGAUGGUGUCCAUUGCUAAGAAGGAUAGAGAAGCCCUGAGAUUUCUGUGGGUAGAUGACCCAAUGAAGGGGGAGCCUAAUAUAAUACCACUCAGGUUUACGAGAGUUGUAUUAGAAGUUUCAUCAAGUCUAUUUCUUUUAAAUGCUACAAUUGUUCAUCAUUUGGAUCAGUAUGUUGAAGAGGAUUCUGAGUUUGUAGCAAAGAUCAAGAGAGCAAUCUACGUAGAUGAUGUUAGGUUUGGAUCAAGGGAAGAUGACUCCACCUUUGAACUGUAUGAGAAGUCUAAGAGAAUCCUUGCUAAGGGUGGGAUCAGUCUCAGGAAAUUCAUCACUAAUUUGAAGAGUUUACAUCAACGGAUUCAAGACAAAGAAUUUUUGACUACAUGUACACCAGGGAAACUGGAUCACCAUGUUCAGGUGUCAUCAGAUGACCAGUCAUACUCCAAGACAGUACUGGGGGCUAAUUUCAAUUCAACCUCUGGUGGUCAGAAAAUAAUAGGAGUCUAUUGGAAGUAUGAUCAAGAUCAAUUAGAAAUUGACCUCAGUACCAUAGCUCAGUCUGUAAGCAGUGCUGCUCCUACCAAGAGGGAUGUUGAGAUGUGUAAGCUGAAACUGGAGUGGGAUGAGCCCCUUACAGGGGAGUUACUACAGCUGUGGAAUACACUCAUUGAGGACUUGAAGAGUCCAACUCCAAUUACAUUGUCACGAUGUUACUUCAUUCAUCACUGUUCUCCUGGAAUGGUGUUACGACUCUGUAGAUUUGGUGAUGCCUCUACUAAGGCUUAUGCAGCUGUUUUCUAUUUAGAGAUUGAUUGUGAUGGAGUUUCUUAA
Messenger RNA from Amphimedon queenslandica, 2079 nucleotides. RefSeq lists its product as uncharacterized. The transcript is spliced from 4 exons. The record is from RefSeq and is a predicted model, not a curated record. Bases 1 to 2079 code for a protein of 692 amino acids. NCBI's taxonomy places the organism in Eukaryota, Metazoa, Porifera, Demospongiae, Haplosclerida, Niphatidae.